Molecule: messenger RNA, 2574 nt
Organism: Caenorhabditis briggsae
Lineage: Eukaryota; Metazoa; Nematoda; Chromadorea; Rhabditida; Rhabditidae
Exons: 11
Coding region: 1-2574 (857 amino acids)
Cellular component (GO): mitochondrial matrix; cytoplasm; mitochondrion
Molecular function (GO): protein binding; dimethylglycine dehydrogenase activity
Source: RefSeq, a predicted model, not a curated record
AUGCUUCACGCGUCUCGUUCACUGAUUCGCACGUCUUCGGACCAUUUGCACGCGGCGACGAUGAUUCGAAAUUCGUCGACCGCGACGAAACACGUAUUCGCGUGUGUGUUGGGAUCCGGUGUAGCCGGAUCCUCUGUCGCCUAUCAUUUGACAAAACGAAAUAUCAAGGAUGUGCUUCUUCUGGAGCGUGCUUCUGGCGUCGCCUCACCAACGGGAACCUCGUUCCACUCGCCGGGACUCGUCUCCGCCAGUCACCCCGCCCAUCGAUACAAGCCAAUUCUGGCUCAUUCCAUUGAGUUGUACUCGAAAUUGGAAGAAGAGACUGGAGUGAAAAUUGACUUCCAACCAACUGGAACGAUUCGUUUGGCGACGAAUGAGACUCGUCUGGCGGAAUUCCGCAAAUAUGUGAACCGUGAUUAUUAUAAGGGUCUUGGAAAAAUAGAAGAGCCCCCUGAAGGAGACGUCUGCAAAACGACGCUCCUCACCCCGGACCAAGUGCGCGAACUCGCUCCAGCCGUCGACCAUUCUCGAGUUUUGGGCGCCCUCCAUACCACCAACGACGGCACCAUCUCGGCUCGAGCUCUCACUCAGGCUCUCGUCGUUGGAGCCAAAGCUGGCGGAGCACAAGUCAUCGACGGAGCGAUUCCACGAGAAAUUCGAUAUGAUAAGGAGAAGGGGCACUGGAUUGUGGCACUGGAGGAUGGAACACUCGUUACCACAAGGAAUCUGAUUAACGCCGGUGGAAUUUGGGCGAAUGAUAUUGCGAGACUCUCGGGACACAAUUUGCCGGUUGUGGUUGUCGAGCAUCAGUAUGCUGUGCUGACGCCCAACAAGACACCAGACAACACACCAGCCAUCAUAGAUCACGACUCCACAUUCUACGUGCGUAAAUCAGGAGAUGACUACCUUUUCGGAGGAUUCGAACCCCUCGAAAAGACCGUAAUCCGUGAGGAUUGGUACAAAAAGGGUGUCCCAACCGAGGGAUCCAAAUCCAUCAAAGCCGAUUUCUCUCGCCUGGACGAUGCUUACAAACGUGCUUGUGACCUGAUUCCCUCCCUAGAAGGAGCUAAAAUCGACGCACGUGCCGCGGUAUUCUCAAUGACUCCAGAUGGAUAUCCCCUAGUUGGACCAUACGAUAAGAACUAUUGGAUGUCCACUGGAUUUUUGGAUGGAGUUUCCAGUGGUGGAGGUAUUGGCAAAUACCUCGCAGAUUGGAUUGUGGAUGGAGAACCGCCGGCAGAGUUGUUCGACACGGAUGCGAGUAGAUAUGAGAGAUGGGGAGAUCGGAAAUUCUUCACCGAGAGAUCUCGUGAAACGUAUUCGAUGUACUAUAAUUGGUCGUAUACGGAUCGUUUGGCUGGAAGACCGACCGAUCGAAUUAGUGGAGUUUAUGGACGGCUCAAGAAGGAUGGAGCGUCGUUCUCGUUUAGAAACGGCUGGGAAGUGGCGAACUCGUUCAAUAUGGGCGUCCAAAACGAGGAAUACCUGCCAACGCUGAUUCGUGAGUACGAAAUGGUCACCAACAAAUGCGGAGUCAUUGAUUUGUCAUGGAAGGGAAAGAUUGAAGUGAAGGGAAGAGACGCAGAGAAGCUCAUGGAUUAUGCUAUUGCUAGUCAGGUAGGAAGGACUGGGAGUUGGCUGAAAAUCUGGGAAAAAUGGAUCCCCGCGCUCGGAAAGAUCAGCUCUGGGUUGAUGUUGACACGUCACGGAGGCAUCCUUGGACCAAUGAUGAUCUUCCAUCACGACCGUCAGCGAUCCGCGUUCAUUUUGCUCACGGAGCCAGAAAGAGAGUCGAGAGAUUUGUAUUGGUUGAGACGUGCCGCCGCUGAGAAGCAGAUGGAUGUGCAGGUCUCGAUAGUGUCUGAAUACUUGGCAUCUCUGGCUCUAGUCGGUCCAAAAUCGCGUGAAGUUCUGUCCGCUCUCACGAAAUCCGACGUCUCCGACGAAGGAUUCCCUCAGAAAUCGACUCGAAUGAUCCGCCUGGGACCAGUCGGUGUCGUCUGUGCCCGUUCUUCGACUUCCACCGGACAACUCUCCUUCGAAUUGUUCCAUAAUCGUGCGGAAACUGCGAAACUCUACCACGCAGUGAUGGGCGCCGGACGCGAUCAUGGAAUUGUGAACUUCGGACAGGCGGCGUUGAAUAUGAUGCGUUUGGAGCAUGGAUACAAGAUUUGGGGAAAAGAACUGACCCUGGAUACGAAUCCGUUCGAGUGUGGAAUUGGAAGUUUGGUGGAUUUCAACAAGAAGGAAUUCAUUGGAAGAGAAUCCGCGCUGGAGUUUAGCAAGAAGGAGUUUGACCGCCGCCUUGCCCUGAUCACAUUCGACACCGAAGAGGGAAUCGUUUUGGAUGACAAAUACGUUCCAUCCGGAAACGAAGUGAUCCGCAUCGAUGGACAAGAAGCGAGAGUCGGACAAAUCACGUCCGGAGCCUACAAUGUCCGCCUUCAGAAGCCGAUUGCGUUCGCGUGGAUCGACAAUUCGGUUGGGAAGAAUGAACGGCUCGUCGUCGAUAUUGGAGACAAACGCCUGUUCGCCACCAGUCUCGAGACGCCAACCAUUCCACCAAUUCAAUAA